CCUUCACGGUGCGCCCCUCGGUUCCCACUUAUGUGCUCACCAUCUGGGUGACGGGGGCGGGGGGCGCGGUUGGAAGCCGUUAGUGGCCCGAGGAGGAGCUGCGCUGCUCCUAGGCUGAGGACGCUGACCUGUCAGUCCCUGGCCGGGUUUUUGACAGGAACACCUUUUUCCAAACUGAAGCUCAGGCACGCAGGUGCCCUACUCUCCCUAGAUUUUUUGUUCUCCUUGGUACCUUGAACACCAUUCCCAGGUGCCCAGUGCCCGCCCCCAAAAGUAUCCCGUUCCCUCAAGGUAUCCUUUUCCCAGCACCCAGUGCCUUUCUUACUCCGUCACCUGCCCUGCUUGCCACCACCACCCCCCCAUCCUCCCCAGGGUUCCUUUUAGUAGUCAGAGACAGUCUUUGGUGAUGUCUUUAACUCGUUUGUGUUAUUGCACAAAAUUUCACAGGGACACAAAUAGCGCAUGUGACCUGAUCUAAGACCAUGGUGGAUGUGGGUAGCGUGAACACAGACUCACCACCAAGUCCUGGCAGUACCAAGGGCAUCCCUUGACACUUGAGAGUGGUAUCAGGGGAGGGAAGCUUAACCUUACUCACCGGGACUGACCUCAAGGCUCUUGAUGUGCUCCCAGGGGGCGUUACAGGCUGGAGGGAUAAUGAGGAUAACUUCUGAGAGACAGGCCCAGCAUGUUUAGGGAGCAUCCUGAUUACUAGGAUUGAUUUUUAAGGGCUGAUGACAUAAGGUGGCCAUAUAGCCUAGAGUGGCCUCCAGAUUCCUAGUUUAAACAUUGGAAACUGAGGUCAGGUUUUGGUUGCCCCUUCAGCCAUUGGAUAUUGGCAGAUGCACAUUCCUGAAGUCUGCACACUGAGGGUAGGAAGUACUGUUGGCUCACAUGCAGAGCAGGCAGGACCUGCAGCCUUCUGGGCACUUAACCAGCCUCCCCUUGAUACUAGUACUGCUUCUGCCACACUUACCCUCCUCCCCCCAGCCACCCCAUGUCAUGUGAUUUUAUUGUAUUGCCUUGAACUCCUAGGCUUAAAUCUUCCUGUCCCAACCUCCUGAGAGGCUAAGACUACAAGUUUACACCACCUCACCCUUUCCUGGAACCGUCAUUUCUCUGGAGUCUUUUGAUCCCAGCUUCUUUUUUGUUUGUUUGUUUGGUUGGUUGUUUUGUUGUUGUUUUUGAGAUAGGGUUUCUCUGUGUAGCCCUGGCUGGCAUGGAACUCACUCUGUAGACCAAUCUGACCUUAAACUCUGAGAUCUGCCUGCCUCUGCCUCCUGAGCGUUGGAAUUAAAGGUGUGCGCCACCACUGCCUGGCUGAUCCCAGCUACUUGAGUUGGGAUUUGAGUUGGGUUUAUUUGAGGUCAAUUUCUUGAGUUGGAGCCUAACCCUGGAACUUAGGAGGCAGUGAGCCCUGAUUUGUGAGCUGUUGAGAAGGGCCGGCCUGGUGCAGGAAUGUUGGCUGAGAGUGGGCCCCAUUACUAGGUCUUGUUCUUAGCUGCUCAGACAGGUAAAGGUCAAUGGAACCAGGAGACUUGGGGUGUAGCUGCUCUGGGACACCUGGAAAGCAAGUUCUCUGGAGCUCUGUGCCUGAAGGAAGACAUGCCCUGACCCCUGGAAAGCCUGUGUUCCUAGACUGACUUGAAGCAGUCUGCUUUGUUAGGAGACUGGGCGUCCAGCUGCAGGUGGCAGGCACACUGGGAGUUCAGGCCUCCUUCCCAGCCCUGCCUUGGAGGUGGGGGGAGGGUCUGCAUUCAUAGAAUAUCUCCCUGUUGUCAGGAGCAGGAUACCAGAUCUGGAGUCUCGGCCCUGUUGAGGUAUGAAUUCAGGAGCUUGGCAGGAAGUCCUUGUAGAGAGGCAUGCUUAGGGGGAACUGGAAAUGUCUGUGGUCUCUGUCCACAACAGAGAAGCAUUGUGGGUGGAAUUCCCCAGCCCCAUGUGAUGUACAAGGCCCCUGUGGGUGCCUUCCCACCCCACACCUGCCCUUCUCUCUUCUCCCCAACUCUGUGUACUUCCUAGAUCAGAGUCUCUCAAACUGUUAAAAAUGCAAGGCUCAGGACCCAGCCUGCUCUAAUGACCCUGGGUGGGGCCAGCAGCCUGUCACACCAGCUGACCGGGAUGCUCUGAUGGAAAAAGCUGCCAGCCAGGAGCGGGGCUGGUGCCUGUGUCCUGCCUCAGCGGUGUCGGUACAGCCUCCCCAAGGCCAAGCUGGUGGAUGGAUUACUCUUCCACAUCUGCUUCCUGACCUUCCCAGCCCCUGCCUCAAAGGACACUUGGCUCUGCUCCUUCUCAGCAGCUGGAGCAGCAACUCCCAGAUAAAUUUCGGCACAUUGGGCCUGUAGGCUGCUCCAUCACCAAUGAACCCCAUGAACCCCAUGAAACCUGCCCUGCCCCCUGCGCCACACGGUGAUGGUUCAUUUGCAUAUGAGUCUGUGCCUUGGCAACAAAGUGCCACUCAGCCAGCCGGGUCCCUGUCCGUCGUCACUACUGUGUGGGGAGUUGGCAACGCAACACAGAGCCAGGUUUUGGGGAACCCCAUGGGCCCUGCAGGAAGCCCCCCUGGUGGCUCCAUGAUGCCUGGUGUGGCAGGUGGCAGCUCUGCCUUGACCUCCCCGCAGUGCCUGGGACAGCAGGCGUUUCCCGAAGGUGGUGCUAGCAAGGGCUACGUGCAGCAAGGCGUGUAUGGCCGCGGGGGAUACCCUGGGGGAUCCAGUUUCACCACUGGGUAUGCAGGUGGCCCUGGAGGCCUGGGCCUUCCCUCACAUGCUGCACGACCCUCGACAGACUUCACACAAGCUGCAGCCGCAGCUGCUAUGGCUGCUGCCGCGGCCACGGCCACAGCCACGGCCACAGCCACUGUAGCCGCCCUGCAAGAGAAACAGAGCCAAGAGCUAAGCCAAUAUGGAGCGAUGGGGACUGGACAGUCUUUUAACAGCCAGUUUCUGCAGCAUGGAGGUCCCCGAGGACCCAGUGUACCCCCUGGCAUGAACCCUUCUGGCAUGGGAGGAAUGAUGGGCCCUUCUGGCCUCUCCUCCAUGGCCAUGAACCCUACCCGGGCAGCAGGCAUGACACCCUUGUAUGCAGGACAGCGACUGCCUCAGCAUGGGUACCCUGGGCCUCCUCAGGCCCAGCCACUGCCUCGACAGGGGGUCAAGAGAGCCUAUUCAGAGGUGUACCCUGGGCAGCAGUAUCUGCAAGGAGGCCAGUAUGCAGCCAGCUCUGCCCAGUACGCUCCCGGCCCUGGGCAGCCUCCUGGCCCCGCCUCCUCUUACCCCGGACACAGGCUACCCCUGCAGCAGGGCAUGGCCCAGUCCCUGUCUGCACCUGGGCCUACGGGACUGCACUACAAGCCCACAGAGCAGUUCAACGGGCAGGGCGCCAGCUUCAACGGGGGCAGCAUCAGCUACAGCCAGCCUGGCUUGAGUGGGCCUUCCCGUUCCAUCCCUGGUUACCCCAGCUCCCCACUGCCGGGGAAUCCCACACCACCCAUGACGCCCAGCAGCAAUGUUCCCUACAUGUCCCCAAGCCAGGAAGUCAAGUCUCCUUUCCUGCCUGACCUCAAGCCAGGCCUCAGCUCUUUGCAUCCAUCCCCCUCUGGAAGCGGCCCUUGUGAUGAGCUGCGCCUGACCUUCCCAGUUCGAGAUGGAGUGGUCCUGGAACCCUUCCGCCUGCAGCAUAACCUGGCUGUGAGCAACCAUGUCUUCCAGCUCCGAGACUCCGUCUACAAGACCCUGAUGCUGAGGCCUGACCUGGAGCUGCAGUUCAAGUGCUACCAUCAUGAGGACCGGCAGAUGAACACCAACUGGCCAGCAUCCGUGCAGGUCAGCGUCAACGCCACACCCCUCAGCAUCGAGCGUGGAGACAACAAGACCUCGCACAAGCCCCUCUACCUGAAGCACGUGUGCCAGCCAGGUCGCAACACCAUCCAGAUCACCGUUACCGCCUGCUGCUGCUCCCACCUCUUCGUGCUGCAGCUGGUGCACCGUCCGUCCGUCCGCUCGGUGCUGCAGGGCCUCCUCAAGAAGCGCCUCCUGCCAGCCGAGCACUGCAUCACCAAGAUCAAGCGGAACUUCAGUAGCGGCACCAUCCCCGGCACCCCUGGGCCCAAUGGAGAGGAUGGGGUGGAGCAGACGGCUAUCAAGGUGUCCCUGAAGUGCCCCAUCACCUUCCGCAGGAUCCAGCUCCCAGCCCGCGGUCACGACUGUCGCCACAUACAGUGCUUUGACCUGGAGUCCUACUUACAGCUCAACUGUGAGCGGGGGACCUGGAGGUGCCCUGUGUGCAACAAGACGGCAUUGCUGGAGGGGCUAGAGGUGGACCAGUACAUGCUGGGCAUCCUGAUUUACAUUCAGAACUCAGACUAUGAGGAGAUCACCAUCGACCCCACGUGCAGCUGGAAGCCAGUACCUGUGAAGCCUGACCUCCACAUCAAGGAGGAGCCAGACGGGCCAGUGCUGAAGCGCUGCCGCACUGUGAGCCCUGCCCAUGUGCUCAUGCCCAGUGUGAUGGAGAUGAUUGCAGCCCUGGGCCCAGGCGCUGCCCCCUUUGCCCCUUUGCAGCCCCCCUCGGCCCCUGCCCCCAGCGACUACCCCAGCCAGGGUUCCAACUUCCUGGGGCCUGGAACCUUCCCAGAAUCCUUCCCAUCUGCUACACCCACCACCCCAAACCUUGCUGAGUUCACACAGGGGCCACCCCCCAUGUCCUACCAAUCUGACAUUCCCGGCAGCCUCCUGACUGCAGACAAGUCUGCUCCCUGCCUCCCAGGCCAGAUGGCACCAGCAGGCCACCUGGACCCAGCCCACAAUCCUGGACCACCAGGGCUGCACACCCCCAACCUCGGGCCCACCCCAGGCUCCCAGCUACACCAUCCAAAUCCUCCCCCUCCAUCCCGGCAGCCCCUGGGCCAAGCAAACACAGGGCCCAUCAGCGAACUGGCCUUCAAUCCUGCCACAGGCAUGAUGGGGCCUCCCAGUAUGACUGGGGCAGGGGAGGCCUCAGAACCAGCUCUGGAUCUGCUCCCAGAACUGACCAAUCCUGAUGAACUGCUCUCCUACCUGGGUCCACCCGACCUCCCCACAAACAGCAGUGAUGACCUGCUCUCGCUCUUUGAGAACAACUGACCCUGUGUUAACCCCUGGCCUGGCGAGGACACGCUCAUAGCUAUCACCACAGCCUUCCCUUCUCACCCAGCCCCACAGGACGCCUGGUGGUUCUCCCCGAAUCUCCUCAUGCACACACCCGGAGCUGGGGCCUGCCACUGCCAGCCCCUGACGAACUGGAAGCAGCCCUGUGCUCCAAGGGGCCCCAGGCCAGUGGUCCUCACACCCAUCCUCCAUCAAGCUCACUGCUACAGAAUGGUUCUUGCAAGGUGCCCUGCAGGCCCCAACAGCCAUGUGUGCACAACCCAGUACCCCAGACUCAUGGCCUUGCACUUGUCCUUCCCCUGCCUGCUCCCGCCCGGCCUGCAUCUUGUCCAGCACUGACCCUUCUGUUUCUGCUUCUCCUCAGAAGAGCUGGCUGGCAAGGCUGGCUCCCUACUCGGUCUGCAGCUCCAGUGGCUUCAGCCUGGAAGUCUCAGAACCACACUGAGCACCGGCCUUUGGGGGCCUGGUGCUCCCACCCAGCUGAAUGUGGUCCGGAGGUCCCCCUCCACCCUGAGCUUCAGGCAGAGGCUCGGGUGGGGGCAAUAAAGCACAACAAUGUACAUAGUGUAGAAAUGCUAACAGCUGGGAAAGGGAGGGACACUAUGAAGUCAGCAUGGUCCUCUGUGGACUGGCCUGGGCCUUCCGUGUGGUGUCUGCCCCGUACGAGUGCAGACGACUCGGGGAGGUUGGAGGUUCACCCCCCAGGGGUGGGCUUCCAGACUCAGCUCUGUGUAAAUUCUCCAGGGAGCUGCUCUCCCAAGUUCCUCUUUUCUGUGAAAGUAAAGAAUUAGUACAGCUGUGUUUUUUAAACCACCUCCCCUCCACCCUGCGGCCCACACCCAGGUGGGGGAGGCCAUUGCAUCUGCUGGCAAAGCGCCCGAGCCUGCAAGCAGGGCGCUGGCCUUUGUGUCUCCUGUCUGUGCCAUCAUUAAAGGACUCCCUCAUGGGC
This is a messenger RNA of Peromyscus eremicus (cactus mouse), 6093 nucleotides long. It is a transcript of the gene Zmiz2, whose product is annotated as zinc finger MIZ-type containing 2. The coding region runs from base 2358 to 5120 and encodes 920 amino acids. NCBI's taxonomy places the organism in Eukaryota, Metazoa, Chordata, Mammalia, Rodentia, Cricetidae. The transcript has 20 exons. Gene Ontology annotation, molecular function: SUMO ligase activity; zinc ion binding. Gene Ontology annotation, biological process: regulation of transcription by RNA polymerase II; protein sumoylation. The record is from RefSeq and is a predicted model, not a curated record.